Messenger RNA from Bursaphelenchus okinawaensis, 3045 nucleotides. NCBI's taxonomy places the organism in Eukaryota, Metazoa, Nematoda, Chromadorea, Rhabditida, Aphelenchoididae. The record is from the annotation of a GenBank genome assembly.
AUGGCGUCUUUCAAGGAUGACAGUGAGGAAAUUGAUCUAUUGCCGGAUGAAAAUGUCUAUCCUUUCGGCCAUGACGCGUUAGACAAUCCAGCCAUAUACGACGAAGCGACUGAGGCUGGGGAGAUUGAAAAGUCGAAAAGUGACGAUGAUGACAGUGACAAUGAGGUAGGUUUUGGAUUUUUAUUGAGUAUAUUUGAAGGCGAGCGGGGGGUUAAGGCUUGGAGGAGGGUGGGGGAGGUUUGGGGUAGUGCGAUGAAGGUGUGGAGUAGGGCGAUGGAGCGUUAAAGAAGAUUCAAGGAAUCAAAUAUUGUUUUUGUUUACAGUAAUCUUUUUGUUAAGGUAACAUGAAGUUGUUUACGCUACGGUACUGUAGGAAUUGUACGGUAGGUUGCGGUGCGGCAAAAUACGGCAAGGCAGUUCAAGGUAACAUAGGGUACGGUAGAUAGGAUUGAGUUGGGUAGGUUAGAGUACGGUUGAUUAUUGUACGGCAGGGUAGAGUAAAAUAGUGUAGGGUAGAUUACGGUAAGGUAAGGCGGGACAAAGUAGAGCAGGUACAGUAGGACGCGGUAGAGUAGAAGACGGUAAGAUAGGGUUGGGUAGGGUAGGAUAGGGUAGGGUCAGGAGGGUAUGGUAUGGCACGGUACGGUACGGAAGGGAAUGCUUUAGCAAAGCAAGGCUAAUUUUAAAACUUGUUUAGCUAUCAGAUAUCAGUGAAGACUACAUCGACCGAACAUUAACUACUUCGAGAAGUCGUGGCUCCACUUUCUGGUACAGUCGCUUCAAAAUAGCGUUGAUGAAUCCGCAAAUGAAGAAGAUUGUCAUUACAAACACGGCCCUUUUUCUGAUUAUUGUAUUCUUGUUGAUCGUUCUGUUGUCUUUGUGUAUUGUGGCUAUCGUUUUUCAUUAUCAGGUAAGUUAUGACAUUUUUAGGAUGUAAAGAAAGUUCUUGCCAUUUUUUGUUUUGAAAAGAAAGUUUUUGUUAUUUUUUCUUAAAAUUUUCAUUUUAGGCUGUGGCUAAAAAACAGUCCAACGUUCCAUGUGUCUACGAAUGGGGCGAAUGGUCGCAAUGUAGUGCUACUUGUAAAGCAAAGGACAAAAAACUUCCGACCAAAUUUCGAAAAAUCGACCUGACUUCAGUCAUUAGAGCCAGAGGAAAGUUUCACGACAUUGCUCCGUGCCCGAAAUAUAUCAAGGACGAAAUUGUAAUGUUUUCAAUUUUGAAGGUUAGACCUAGAGCUCAGGGACAUCGGUUGGGGGGGGUGGGUCGGGGGUCACUCCCCCCCCAGAGCCGAUCCGAAAAAAAUUCUACAGGUACGUGAAAAAACACAAAAAUAAUUUUUGCAAAAUUGGUUCCAGGUACCAGUGGACAAAAAAAAAUUUUCGACCUCCCCCCCCCCCAGAGAGAAAAUCCGUAGCGACGUCCCUGCUAGAGCUUAGGCUUAGACUUGAGCUAAGGCUUGUCUGUGGGCUAGGGCUUGGUCUUAGGCUUACAAGGGAAGGCCACAACCUCACAGACUGGUUUCUUAAUGAAACAUUUAUCAUUUGAAAGAGCGCAAAGUUAUUUUAAAAACCGUUUUCAAUUUUUGCUAAACGGUAUUACAAACAAAGUUACAGGCGAUUUAAUUUGACUAUAUGUUUAUUGCGCAAUUUUUCCAUUCGAAUGCGAGCGAAAAGAAAGGAAGGAGAGAUGUGUACUUCAGUGGUGUAGCGGCAGUGCGCUCCAUCAUGAAGGAAGUCAGCGCAGGUUCGGUGCCUCUCUGUGGCGAAACUUUUUAGCAGCAACUGAUUAAAAUUUUAAAAUUAACGUUUUGUACCAUUUUUGAUACUUUAAAAUUUUUUUUAUUUUCAUUGUUUUUUCACUUUUUUAGAAAGUUUUAAAAAAUUAAGCAAAAACUUUGAACAUCAAAAAUGUUUGAUUUUUGCUUUGAGAACAUAAAUUGUUAGCGAAAAAUUGUUGUUACUAACUUUAACUUAUAAAACUAAAAAUAAAAAAAGGCUGACAUUGAAAUAGGUAUCUAGCCAAACUUUGAAAAAUGGUGUUACAAAAAAGAUUAUAAAAUUUUAAAAUUUUAAUUAGUUGCUGUAAAAAGUCUUGCCACAGAGAGGCACCGAACCUGCGCUGACUUCCUUCAUGAUGGAGCGCACUGCCGCUACACCACUGAAGUACACGUCUCUCCUUCCUUUCUCUUCGCUCGCAUUCGAAUGGAAAAAUUGCGCAAUAAACAUAUAGUAAAAUUAAAUCGCCUGUAACUUUGUUUGUAAUACCGUUUAGCAAAAAUUGAAAAUGGUUUUUAAGAUAACUUUUUGCGCUCUUUCAAAUGAUAAAUGUUUCAUUAAGAAACCAGUCUGUGAGGUUGUGGCCUUCCCUUGUCAGAAUUAGGCUUAGGGUAGGUUUAGGUUUAGGCUUAGGCUUAGGCUUAGGCUUAGGAUUAGGAUUAGGCUUAGGCUUAGGCUUAGGCUUAGGCUUAGGCUUAGGCUUAGGCUCAAUCUCAGGGUGGGACUUAAUAAACGAUUAUUUAGGCAAGUACAACACAUUAGCGUGGGUCAAAGGAUUAAACCUAGAUUAGGGACAAAUCUUAACCUUGAUUUUAGUUUUAUUUUUACACUUAGGUUGAGAAGUAAGUUUUGGCUGGGACUUAUUAAGCGGUUAAGCUCUGACGAGAGUUAUGGUUAGGGCUUAAACCAAGACUUAAGUUAAGGCUUAUAUUAAGGCUCAGGCUACGGCUAGAGCAUAAAAAUGAUAAAUAAUUUUUCAAAGUUUUAGGAAACAGCACCAUGCAAUACUCAUUUGUGUCCGGUCAAAUUGUCCACAUUUCCUUACUCUGAAACUUGUUAUGACAAGCUUAUAGAUGGUACACAUCAUCAAGUGCAAGUACGAAUGAUUGGGCAAACGGAUCAAUUGGUAUGAUUUUUUAAAUAAAAAAAUUUUUUUUGCGCAGAAAUUUAAUAUUUAAAAAUUUUUUUAUUUUAAAUGAAUUUAUAUUUCAUUUUCAGAUUGAAGUAGACGGAGAGGUGUACAAAAAAUGCUCCAAGGAUGUCAUCUAA